Colletes gigas is the source of this 820-nucleotide messenger RNA. RefSeq names its product retinal homeobox protein Rx1-like. Gene Ontology annotation, molecular function: DNA-binding transcription factor activity, RNA polymerase II-specific; RNA polymerase II transcription regulatory region sequence-specific DNA binding. NCBI's taxonomy places the organism in Eukaryota, Metazoa, Arthropoda, Insecta, Hymenoptera, Colletidae. Gene Ontology annotation, biological process: regulation of transcription by RNA polymerase II. The record is from RefSeq and is a predicted model, not a curated record. Bases 1 to 792 code for a protein of 263 amino acids. The transcript is spliced from 4 exons.
AUGGCAGGCCCGUAUCUUUCACCACUGGGGCCCCAAGCUGAUUUGCUCACCGAGUACAUGUUUGGAAGACGUCGUCAGGUCAGUAGACGCAAUCGGACGACUUUUACCCCGCAACAGCUUCAAGAAUUGGAAUCACUCUUCCAGAAGACGCACUAUCCGGACGUUUUUCUCAGGGAAGAAGUUGCCCUUCGUAUUGCACUCUCAGAGGCUCGUGUUCAGGUUUGGUUUCAAAAUCGACGCGCAAAAUGGCGGAAACAAGCCCGGCUGCAAUUGCUACAGGACGCAUGGAGAAUGCGAUGUUUAGGGUUGGGAAGUGCAGCACCCUUGCUUCUGAGGCCACCACCUACAACAUCCAUGGAACGCCAUGACGCGGGAACGCCACCACCAUUACCCUUACCACCACCAUCGACUGCUGCCAGCAACAAUGGGCCACCGUUGACAUCGGUCAACAGUGACAAAAUACUUGGCACACCGUCUGUAUCCGUUUGCAGAGAUUACAGGAUUCUUCCACCUCCCCAUGGAUAUUCGGUAUCCUGUGAUAAGUCUCCCGAAAGAAUGAAAUGUGGUUGCGGCUCCCCGCCAAGAUUGUGUGGUAGUCCGGUAGAAAGAGAUACAAGCCUAACUGUCAAAGAUAGACCUCAAGAAGCUGAGAUGGACCUCACUGUGAAGGGUCCACCUCGGCACAAACCGAUUUCAACUUUAUUUCAUCAACUGCCUCAACAAGAACUCAGUCCUUCGCAAACUAUCGACGAACCCCUGGACGUGACACUUAAUACGAACAAAAAUAAUUAAACAUUCCUCUUAUCAGUUUCAUUUCCUA